Purpureocillium lilacinum is the source of this 387-nucleotide messenger RNA. RefSeq names its product cytochrome c oxidase subunit 6A, mitochondrial. NCBI's taxonomy places the organism in Eukaryota, Fungi, Ascomycota, Sordariomycetes, Hypocreales, Ophiocordycipitaceae. Gene Ontology annotation, cellular component: mitochondrial inner membrane. Gene Ontology annotation, biological process: mitochondrial electron transport, cytochrome c to oxygen. Gene Ontology annotation, molecular function: enzyme regulator activity. The record is from RefSeq and is a predicted model, not a curated record.
AUGCUUGCUGCUCGACCCGCCACCCGCGCCGCCUCGCGGCUUGCUGCGCAGUUGCGCGCCCCCGCUCAGCGACGCUUUGCCAGCACCGCCGAGAACGAGUUCAUCAAGGAGCGCCAGCAUAUCAAGGAGCACGCCAAGGGCACCACUGAGCUGUGGAAGAAGAUCUCCAUUUACGCCGUCAUCCCCGCCCUGGCUCUCUCUGGUGCCAACGCCUGGUACCUUUGGAAGGCUCACUGGGAGCACUGGAACCACAUGCCUCCUCUGGAGGAGCGCACCGAGUACCCAUACCAGAACAUUCGCACCAAGAACUAUCAGUGGGGCGAUGGAGACAAGACCUUGUUCUGGAACGAGUCGGUCAACUACCACAACAAGGACAAGGUCGCGUGA